Molecule: messenger RNA, 2596 nt
Organism: Erinaceus europaeus (western European hedgehog)
Lineage: Eukaryota; Metazoa; Chordata; Mammalia; Eulipotyphla; Erinaceidae
Product: protein FAM222B-like
Exons: 1
Coding region: 157-894 (245 amino acids)
Source: RefSeq, a predicted model, not a curated record
AGCAUCGUGCACCAGAUCAACCAAUUUUGCCAGACGAGGGCAGGCAUCAGCACUACCUCAGUGUGUGAGGGCCAGAUCGCCAACCCCAGCCCUAUUAGUCGCAGUCUGCUCAUCAAUGCAAGCACCCAGGUGUCGACCCACAACGUCCCUACACCAAUGCCUUCUUGUGUGGUCAAUCCCAUGGAGCACACCCAUGUGGCCACAGCCGCAUUGCCUGCUACGGGCCCUGUCAACCUGCCCACAGGCAUUUCACAAGCCCCCACUGGCUACCCUAGCGACCUCAAGCCAGUCACCUGGAACCAGCACCAGCUGGCCCACCUGCAGCAGGUGUGCAGUGAAGCUGGUGGGACACCAGCCCCUGGCCUGACAGGCAAGCUGGCAGCAGGACGUGAGUUGGCAGGGCCUGGCUUUGUGGGCAAGGCUCCUGCUUACCCGCAGGAACUCUGCCUGGCACAGUCCUUCCAUCUGAAACCACCCCUGGAGAAACCAACCCCGUCCCCACCAGUCAACGGUUUGGCAGCCCCACUGGCGUACCCCAAUGGUCAUUACUUCCAGCCCUUGUGGAACAGCAUUCUGCCCACUCCCAAUAGCAACUGCUUGGGGUCUCAGGACCUCACCAUGCCUUUCCAUGGUGGGCAGCCCACAGGUGCAUCCCUCGACUGUGCGGCAGCUGCUGGGGCCCACUACCGAGCAGCAGGGACCGAGGGUGGUCCAGUAGCGAGCCAGAACAGCCUGAUGCAAACAGUCGAUUACCUGAGUGGGGAUUUCCAGCAGGCCUGCUUUCGAGAACAGAGCCUGGCUAUGCUAAGCAAGGCCCACCAAGCCCCUGGUAACAGAGCCCCUGAUCCCACAGAUAGUCAAAGUCUUCAUAUUCAGCACCCUGGGUAUAGAUAGGUAGCCCUGGUGCCACCCUCAUAAGCUACACGUCAUAUAUUACACUUCUAGGUUUAGUCUUACUUUUGAGCAAUUGGGUAUUUUCGAAGUUUCAGUGCUCCAGUGUGAUCAUCCUUAGAUGUCUUAAGAAAGGUUUUGGGGAUUCUAAUUGAGGUCAGAGGGGGAUAUUUCCUUUGCCAUCCCCAGCAAUGUUUGGAUUAAUACUAGGACCUAACCCCAACUCCAUUCUUUUCUUUUUGCUGCGUGUUUGUCUGUCUGUCUCUCCACCGUGACCAUUUCCCACCAGCCGUCUCCUGUCCUUUCCUGUACCUACCCUUAAGCCUGAGGUGUGGGCUAAGGGAAGGCCCUAAAUAAUAUAGCUGUAGGUGCCCAAGGCUUAGAGGUAAGCCUUUGUCUGUCUCUCUUUGGGAUUAAAAGGCCAGACUUCCCAAGUGCUCUGGAAGUGAAUUCCUUAUCUACCCAAAGAUCUCAAAUCAAAUGUAUCUUCAUUUCCUCUUCAUUCCUCAAGGCUUUAUUUCACCUCUGCUUUGUUCCCAGAGCCACUGUACUUAACCCUUGCUACACUCCUCAAGAGCAUCCUGCAGGUACUUAACCACAGACUUGAGGUGAGGAAAAGGUCUGUCUUUAUCUUGCUUCCUAAGUCCCCUUUCCAGCCCUAGAGAAAUGGCAGUGACCAUUUUAGGCCUGAUCCCUUUGUUUUCUUCUUCUUUCUUUCUUCCUUUCUUUUUGCCUCCAGGGUUAUUGCUGGGGCUCAGUGCCUGCACCAUGAAUUCACUGCUCCUGGAGGCCAUUUCCCCCCCUUUUGUUGCCCUUAUUGUUGUAGCCUUGUUGUAGUUAUUAUUGUUAUUGAUGUCAUUCGUUGUUGGAUAGGACAGAGAGAAAUGGAAAGAGGAGGGUGAGAGAAAGAUAGACAACUGCAGACCUGCUUCACCACCUGUGAAGCGACUCCCCUGCAGGUGGGGAGCCGGGGGGCUUGAACCAGAAUCCUUAAGCUGAUCCUUGUGCUUUGCGCCAUGUGAACUUACUGCCCGACCCCCUCCGAUCCCUUUCUUACUGUUGCCUCUUUCCCAACUCACUUGCUCUCACUACCCUCCCAGCUCAUGAAGAAAAAUGAAAAGAAAAAAAAAAAAUGAAAAAAAUGAAAAGAAAAAAAAAGAAAAAAUAUAUAUCUUAAGGAAUUAGGUAGGUAUGGGAUGAUCACAUUGGAGUUUGGAAUUAAAAACACCAAAAAAAAAAAAAAAAGUUAAAAUGCAUUUGGUUCUCUCUACACUGGCUAAGAAUAUUGCUCUACACUGUAAGUUUUAAAUGUUUCUGUAUGAAUGUAGUGUGGAUUUGAGUAGCAUUGAGUGUGAGUGGCCCCACAGGUACAUUAACCUAGACACCUUCCAUAGCCCCUUGGUUUAAUGAAGAAAGGAAAAAAAACUAAAAAAAAACACAAAGCCUUAAGCUCCUUGAAUUCUUCCUUUACCAAAUGAGCAUGGUUCUAACAGAUGAAGAUGGGCUUAUAUAUUGGAAACAGCCUCUCCAACCCCUUAACCCAUUUUUUUAUGUAUUCCAUGCUCAAUACGUCUCAUUCCCACGUGACAAUUAGUUGAUUAGAAAUUUAAAAUUUUUGUGUAUUUCAAACUUAGAUUGUGUUUUGUUGUAAUUUUUGCACCGAUCUUCUGUUAAAGAUGCAUAGUUGGGCCUUUUUUUUUUUUUU